Molecule: messenger RNA, 591 nt
Organism: Arctia plantaginis
Lineage: Eukaryota; Metazoa; Arthropoda; Insecta; Lepidoptera; Erebidae
Source: the annotation of a GenBank genome assembly
AUGAUACCGAUGAUAGUGCGAGUGUGGUGCGAGAGCGGCGCUGGUUGGGCGCCGACCCACGUGCCGGUGACGCCGGACACGACUUGUCGCGACGUGCUCGACUGCUGCCGGGAACCCGGCGACGAGCCUUGUCUACUACUCAGUGUGCAUCCGCAUCUUGGAGUUCACGUGCUGCGAGAUACCGAACUUCCUUUAGAAGUAGCGUCGGCUUUAGGGCCUGACGUACAAUUUGUGCUGAAAUAUAUUGAGGGUUCAAAAGCACUUACGGCAAAGAAAGUGAGUAAAGAUCGAGGAAACAGGAAAGGGGGCAUCAAAACGGGCUUGGCACAUCGACCGCGUAACCCUCGGACGCGAUGUCGACGUCAGAUGUUCACACGCCUUGAGAUCCGCGGCGGCCGCGCCGGCCACGCGGGCCCCAAGUGGAAUCUCGUGAAAGUUGGCCAACACUCGCUCAAGAUCAAGUGGAUGGGUCGCCAGAACCAGUUUUGUGAAUCGGCAAGUGUAGGCAACGAUGACUUAGGAAUCUACGCCGAAACUGGUCGCUUUGAUAAACAACUAGCGACUGGUGAAGGCGAGGAAAUAGACCAUUAA